Staurois parvus is the source of this 396-nucleotide messenger RNA. The record is from the annotation of a GenBank genome assembly. Lineage: Eukaryota; Metazoa; Chordata; Amphibia; Anura; Ranidae.
CAGCAGCGCUUUCCUCACGCUGUCACAGUGGCACUGAUGGUCUGUGCCCUGCAGUGCUGCCCAGCAGUGCCACCCAUCAGUGCCCAGCAGUGCCACCCAUCAAUGCCACCCAUCAGUGCUGCCCAGCAGUUGCACCCAUCAGUGCCCAUCAGUGCUGCCCAUCAUUACCCAACAGUGCCAGCCAGGGCUGUCAGUCAGUGCCUUCAGUCAGUGCCACCCGUCAGUGUUGCCCAACAGUGCCCAUUAGUGCUGCCUAUCAGUGCCCAUCAGUGCCGCCUAUCAGUGACCAUCAUUGCUGCAUAUCAGUGCAGCAUAAUUAGUGCCUCCUCAUCAAUGUCCACCAGUGCCGCCUCAUCAGUGCCACCUCAUCAGUGCAGCCUAUCAGUGCCCAUCAGU